Molecule: messenger RNA, 1390 nt
Organism: Monopterus albus (swamp eel)
Lineage: Eukaryota; Metazoa; Chordata; Actinopteri; Synbranchiformes; Synbranchidae
Gene: chac2
Product: ChaC, cation transport regulator homolog 2 (E. coli)
Exons: 3
Coding region: 261-833 (190 amino acids)
Biological process (GO): glutathione catabolic process
Cellular component (GO): cytoplasm
Molecular function (GO): glutathione specific gamma-glutamylcyclotransferase activity
Source: RefSeq, a predicted model, not a curated record
UUACGUAAUCAAGACGUUUUGACUGUUCAGUCGUGGCACAGCUGAACUGUAAAGUCACUGUAGUGCAUUAAUGAACGUGUGUUACUUAUAGUGUUACUGCGGCUGAAAGUCCCUACACCGCUACACUAUCGGUAAACGUGCGUAUAAUUAUACUGUUAUGACUAUCGUUGUAAGAUAGUUGUCAGCAUAAAACGUUGCCAUUUAGUCCAGCUCUAACCGCGCUUGUUAUCGCCACGGUAACGUUAGCUUAACAUCUUAUUAUGUGGGUUUUUGGUUACGGAUCUUUGAUAUGGAAAGUGGAUUUUCCGUAUGAGGAGAAAAGAAUAGGUUAUAUAAAAGGCUUCAGCCGUCGGUUUUGGCAGGGCAGCACCGACCACAGAGGAGUACCGGGUAAGCCUGGCCGGGUUGUGACACUUGUGGAGGAUCCGGAUGGGUGUGUUUGGGGCGUUGCCUACAAGCUGCCGACGGGCCAGGAGCAGGAAGUGAAGAGCUACCUUGACCACAGAGAAAAAGGUGGUUAUCAAGUCAUCACAGUGACCUUUCACCCCCGUCCACCGCUCUGUUCCCCGCCCAGCCAGACGCUGCUCUACAUUGGCUCUAAGGACAAUCCAAACUACCUCGGCCCCGCCCCUUUGGAGGACAUAGCCAACCAGAUCAUCAACUCUACUGGUCCAAGUGGGAAAAACACGGAGUACCUGUUUGAGCUGGCUGAUGCUGUGAGGACAAUUCUGCCUGAAGACUUUGACACUCACCUGUUUUCUCUAGAAACCUUAGUGAGGGAAAGACUAAAACAUGGGCAGGAACACUCAUACAACCAGACUGACUGUAAUUAGAUAAGGAAGUCUUGAUCAGUGCUAUAUACCAGGCUGGAUUUAAAUAUCCUCAGGGUUCGAGAUAUACUGUACAUGGUUCCGGUCAGGAUAUUUGUCAAGUACAGGAAAAAAGAUCUGUAGAAAUGUCACAUUUUUGCAGGGGGAAAAAAACAAUAUGCUGCGAAUAAUAUGAACCUAAAGCUGCUUCAAAAUAACACAAUGGUGUGUACCGUAUCUGGCACUUAAACUACAUGGUGAAUGGUUACAAAUAUGCUUUGAGUAAACUUGAUUUUACUCCUUGUACCCAAGAGCACAAAGAAUGUCUUGAAUAAACUGUAUAUUCUAAUACAUUCACAGAUACAAAUGGUAUAAUUUUCUAAAUGCGAAAUGCAAAACUCCAGAGACUGAAAUACUGUAUGAUGGCUUGAGAAAUAACUAAGACAGUUUCUACACUGAGAUAGAGUUGUAUGUUCAUGUAGGAGCUCGUGUCACUCAACAUACAAAUCUGAGAAAUUUUGCCUUCAAGGUCUUUGAUAUGUUAGUGCUGAUUACACAACACCUGCAUAAGUACCAUUAGA